Scatophagus argus is the source of this 2339-nucleotide messenger RNA. RefSeq names its product DnaJ (Hsp40) homolog, subfamily C, member 27 (gene dnajc27). The coding region runs from base 329 to 1150 and encodes 273 amino acids. NCBI's taxonomy places the organism in Eukaryota, Metazoa, Chordata, Actinopteri, Scatophagidae. Gene Ontology annotation, molecular function: GTP binding; GTPase activity. The transcript is spliced from 7 exons. The record is from RefSeq and is a predicted model, not a curated record.
GGAACUUUACAACGGCGGAUUUGAUGCCAGUCCCAAACAGCUGGUUAGCAUUGUCGGCUAAGAUGCUAGCAGGGUCGCUCUGUUUUUGUAGUGUGUCACGAUGGCAGCUCAACCAAAACAUUAGCACAAACGCUAAAUUAAAACAAUGCGGUGCUUUUAAUUAAUACGACGAUAAUUCAGUUGAAGGAACUAAUAAUUAGCGAGUUUGCUAACGAGCGCUUAGCCCUGUUAGCCUCGUUCCCAACAACAACAGCAGCAGCAGCUGUCAACUCUGAGUCCUUCCACUUUGGCCCUCACAGAUUAUUACGUUAAAUUAAAAUAAAUCCAAAUGGAAACAGCCGCACCCAAGCGAAGAGAUAACAAGAAAUCACUGCGUGUGAAGGUAAUCAGCCUCGGAAAUGCCGAGGUCGGAAAGAGCUGCAUUAUCAAACGCUACUGUGAGAAGAGGUUUGUUCCCAAGUACCUGGCCACCAUUGGCAUCGACUAUGGAGUCACCAAAGUGCAGGUUCGCGACAGAGAAAUCAAAGUGAACAUCUUUGACAUGGCCGGCCAUCCUUUCUUCUAUGAGGUGCGUAACGAGUUCUACAAGGACAGUCAGGGGGUCCUGCUGGUCUACGACGUCGGCCUCAGGGAGAGCUUCGACGCUCUCGACAGCUGGCUGGGGGAGAUGAAACAGGAAAUGGGCUCUCAGGCCAACAUGGACAGCAUCGUGUUCGUCGUCUGCGCCAACAAGGUGGACCUGACGAAGCGGCGGGUGGUGGACGAGGGGGAAGGCCGUCUGUGGGCGGAGUCCAGAGGGUUUCAUUACUUUGAAACGUCAGCACAGAGCGGAGAGGGAAUCAACGAGAUGUUUCAGGCGUUCUUCUCGUCCAUCACCGACAUGUGUGAGAAUGGCGGGAAGCGUCCAGUGUCCGAGGUCAGCGUCGGCUUCACCAAAGAGCAGGCAGACACCAUCCGACGCAUCCGAAACAGCAAGGACUCGUGGGACAUGCUGGGGGUCAAACCCGGGGCCACGCGGGAGGAGGUGAACAAGGCGUACAGGAAGUUGGCCGUGCUGCUGCACCCGGACAAAUGCGUCGCCCCCGGCAGCGAGGACGCCUUUAAGGCCGUGGUGAACGCCCGCACGUCACUGCUGAAGAACAUUAAAUAGCACGGAAACACACACACCUGACACCUUGGACCUCAUGUCUCUCAGACGUGGACUGAAGAGGGACACUCAGCCGAUUGGACAGCGUUUAUUUAUCAGUCUAUUUAUUCAGCGUGAAGGUCUCGUGUGCCAUGUUGCUCGCCACAGUGCUGUACGCCAACACCACGCCUGGUUCAUGACCAGUUUUAACUUAUUUACUGCAUUUUAAUUAUGUGUGUGUGUGUGUGUGUGUGCGCAAGUUAUCCAAUUUACAGCAACCUUAACUUAAAACAGCAAGUUUGAAGCCGGACUUCUGAGGCUUUAAGUUGCGGCUGACGUCGUCGUGCUUCCUGUUGGCGGUGAUGAUGAUGUCAGCGGGGCGGCGGGUCUGAGCGGACAUCCGGUUCAGAUCCCAGACGGCGUCACAGGUUUCAGUCAGUGCGGAGGUCCUGUUCCGGUCUCACGGCUCACAGAUCGGGUCGGUUCGGGUCCCGUCCGACAUGAAGCGACCGAUUUGUUCCCUCGUGGUACCAAAUCCCUGACAUCACUUCCUGUCCAACGUCUCAUUUGUUCACUGAAGUCAUUAAAUGGUUGUUUCUGUGUCGUGGAGAGUCACAGUCCACAUCACUCAUUUCCUGUGGGACUUUUUAAUAAAACUUUACCUCCGACUGUUUAUUGGCUCUAAACCAAACUAAGGAGGAGCUAAAGUGUCCCUGAAGUCCCUCCAGCGGUUCCACAUCAGCGUGUUGUGUGUUCUGACCACGUCUUGUUUGUCCAGCGUGACGACGAGUCCGGUCUUCAUCAUCAUCAUCAUCAUCAUCACGGUCACUGAGGCUCGGUGUGUUUCAGGAAUGUGUGUCUGACUGAACUUAUUCACGGCGUCUCGUCCCUCGUGACUGGACCUGAAAACGAGUUUGUCUCGCACUUAAUUCAUCGGCUGUGUUGAUGAUGCGUUUCCUGUCCGUGACCCCCUUUAAGGUCACGCUGACAGAAGAGCAGAGGAAGAAGAAACUUGACUUUAACCACCUUACAAAGCAACUUGUUUAGAAGUUUUCCUCUCAAGUGUGACGCGAGUGUGUGUGUGUCUGUGUGUGCGUGUGCACGCGCGUGUUUGUGUGUGUGUGUGUGUGUGUGUGUGUGUGUGUUCCAGUCUCACUGUGGUUCAUGUAAGUGCACGUUUUACUGGAUUGAAAUAAUAAAAAGCCAAAAAUGA